GUCACCCCGGGUCCCGGCUGGAACACAGCCAAACAAAACAAUGGAGUCCGCCUUUCCAACAGCUGCACGGCUCGGGCUCCAUGUCCCCCUCUACUCAUCGCUGCUCCUCAACGCCCUCUUCCUCGUGCACCACUUCCUCUCCGCCCCGCCGGCGCCGUCCCCACUUCUCAGCAAGGCCAACAACGGCGGCGGCGGCGGCGGCGCGCUGAGCUGGGCGCUACGGGCGGCCAGGGAGGCCGAGUCCGUGGCCAAAGCUGGAUGCUCCGGCCACGGCCGCGUGUUUCUGGAUGGCAUCGUCGGCGAGGACGGGCGGCCCGGGUGCGAGUGCAACACCUGCUUCGAAGGGCCGGACUGCUCCGCCCGGACGCCCGACUGCACCGUCGACGCCGACAGGUGACCGACUCCUCGCUCUUGAUAUGCAUGCUUCCAUUUCUCCCUCACGCCUCAGCUCGCCUUCCUUCGUUGUCGUGCAUGAUGGGCGCGCGUUGCUCACCUUGUUGCGAAGUUCUUUCUCCACUGGAAGGACACCGUUAGAUGCACAGUAAUUAUCUCCGGUUAAUGCUGAUCUGUCAUUAUUUCACCGUUCCGUUCAGUCUCCAUAAGUCACAAGGACGCCGUUAAACGCA
Triticum dicoccoides is the source of this 626-nucleotide messenger RNA. RefSeq names its product alliin lyase 1-like. The coding region runs from base 41 to 397 and encodes 118 amino acids. Gene Ontology annotation, molecular function: carbon-sulfur lyase activity. NCBI's taxonomy places the organism in Eukaryota, Viridiplantae, Streptophyta, Magnoliopsida, Poales, Poaceae. The transcript has a single exon. The record is from RefSeq and is a predicted model, not a curated record.